AGCACGGGAAAACAUGUGAGCGUGCUGAGGACUUUAGUGAGAGACAACUUUUAUGUCUUAUAUGUUUUUUUCUGACCCCGCUCAUGCACACACCGCCGUGCUGUGCUCAAAAGGAAUUACAUCUAAAGGAGAACGUCACGGCUCUUUUGCAGUUCACGCUGUUUUGGGGGGUAUUGACUUUUUGAGUUCAUCAGGAUAAAUUGUGUUAUUGUUUUGCUUUUUCUAUUUCAUUUUAUCUUUUCAUGUCUGAACUGCACUAUAAAAGCUGUAGCAACAAUGAUUUAUUUUUAACACCUUUCUUAAUGGCAGUAAAUCAAAUUUAGGACACCUGCUCUGACAAGAAAAGCAUAUUGGGUUAUUUUCUUGUAACUGGCUUCUGCUGCUUGGAGAUAUAUAUUGAGGCUAUAUAUCCCAAUAAAAACACAAAUAUUGCAUUGCAGGUUGAUAUUUUCUUUUAAAGGGAGAUUUUUGUUAUAUUUGUUGUUUUAUUUUUAUGAUUUUCAAACUAUGAAGCAUUUGCAAUUCGUUCUCGUCCUGGCCAUCGCGGUCAACUUGUGGGAAUGUGGAGACGCAAAAUUUGGCGAGAGGGGAGAAAUUAGCCCCAGGAGGAGAAGAUGUUACGACGGAAGCAUGCCCAAGCGGCUGAAGAAAAGGGAGCGAAAAGUGCUGCUUGACGGCAGCAGCAGCGGAGAAGUUUGCCACAGGUUGUAUCCCCGCGUGUCCUGCUGUCCCACCAGGAGAGCCGCCUACCAGAUCCUGCACCGCAGGGAUGCCAGGAUUUUCUCCACCAACAACACAGAAUGUGGACGUCUCCUGGAGGAGAUCAAGUGUGCGCACUGCUCCCCCAAUGCCCAGGUGUUGUUCCACUCCUCAGAGAUGGAUAAGAUGCCACACAGGGAGCCAGACCUGCCGCGACUUUGCCAGGACUUCUGCCGUGAGUUCUACUACACCUGCAGGGGGCACAUACCAGAGCUGUUCCAAGCCGAUGUGGAUGAGUUCUGCCAGUACUAUGGGAGGAGAGAUGCCAGUCCAUGCUUUCCAGAUUUUCAACGAAAGCAACCACAAGGGCAUGAUUCCAACUACUUGGGAGAUGAAAAAAUAGAAGAUAUCAGGAAACCCAAACACAACUGCUACUGUGCCCAGGAGGUGUUGAGUGGUUUGAGGCAGCCGGUGGCCGUGGUGCACUGUGGGGAUGGAUCUCAGCGGCUCUUUGUUCUCGAGAGGGAAGGAAUUGUCAGGAUACUAAACCAUGACCUGGAGCUAAUCAAGGAGCCCUUCCUGGACAUCCACAAGCUGGUGCAGAGCAGCCUGAAGGGUGGAGAUGAAAGGGGCCUGCUAAGCCUGGCAUUCCACCCCAAUUACAAGAAGAAUGGCAAGCUCUACGUCUCCUACACCACCAACCAAGAGCGCUGGGCCAUUGGACCACACGACCACAUUCUCCGUGUGGUUGAAUACACCGUUUCGAGAAAAAAUCCAAACCAGGUGGACACCCGGACUGUACGUGUGCUGAUGGAAGUGGCAGAGCUGCACAGGAAACACCUAGGUGGUCAACUACUGUUCGGCCCUGAUGGUCUGCUGCACAUCAUCCUGGGAGAUGGCAUGAUCACCCUGGAUGAUAUGGAAGAGAUGGACGGACUAAGUGAUUUCACAGGGUCUGUCCUGAGGGUCGAUGUGGACACAGACAUCUGCACAUCACCUUAUUCCAUACCACGGAACAACCCGUACUUUAACAGCACCAACCAGCCACCUGAGAUUUUCGCUCAUGGAUUACAUGAUCCAGGCAGGUGUGCAGUGGAUCGACUUCAGACAGAGAAUGGGAGUCUGUUGAUCCUCUGCACAGAUGCUAGCGGCAAAAACACAUCUUCAGGAAGAAUACUGGAAAUAACUAAGGGGAAGGAUUAUGAAAAUGAGCCUUCAGUCUAUGACCUCCAGUCCACUGGAGGAGCACCACCUGUGGGGGGCUUCAUCUACAGGGGCUGCCAGUCUAGAAGACUUUAUGGCAACUAUGUGUUUGGAGAUAAAAAUGGUAACCUGCGAAUCCUCCAGAAGUCUACAUUGUCAACAUCAGGAAGUGAAGAGCAGUGGCAGGAGAAAGCUUUGUGUCUGGGCUCUGCUGGCUCCUGUGGCUCUAUGCUUGUUGGACACAUUUUGGGUUUUGGAGAAGAUGAAUUAGGUGAAGUCUACAUACUGGCAAGCAGUAAAAGCAUGGUGCAGUCUCACAGCGGGAAACUCUACAAACUCGUAGACCCUAAAAGGCCUCAUGCCCCCAAAGAGUGCCAGCGUCAGGUGGAGCCUCCAGAGCUUCUGAUGACAGCUUGCUCCAGACACUGUAAGAACGGACACUGCACUCCUACUGGCAAGUGCUGCUGCAGCCCUGGCUGGGAGGGACCCCUCUGCAGAAUUGCAAAAUGUGAACCAGUCUGCCGCAACGGAGGAGUGUGUAUGGAGCCCAACAAGUGCCUCUGUAAGAGUGGCUACUCUGGGACCCAGUGUGAGAAGAGUGAGCGGGGAAUGCCCAACGACCAGGAGAAAGACGGCUUACUGGACCACAUCAUUGACAUGACCUCAUACCUCCUGGACCUGACCAGCUAUAUCGUAUAGGGGUGAGCAGAGGGGAGCUGCUCCCCACUGUCACCCUCAAGCUGACACAAAUCUACCUACCACCACCAGCAGACUCUAACGAGGUGAACUUCAUAAGGCUUCCUAAUCUCCCUCACACCAUCACAGGCAUCCACACAAACACAAACAAGACCCAGGUCAGACUGCUUUUCAUCCUCAUCACCAAACUCUUCCUCCUCCGCCUAUAAGCUACUUGCUCCUGAGCACCAGGCCUGGCAUCCAAGCCGUGUUCACUUCUCCAAGAGACCCGCAGACAUCAGCAACAAGCAUGGCCAAGUUAUGGAAGUUUGGUUCACUUUCUCUGCUGUUCAGAAAAAAAGCUCGGGGGCACUCCACGGGAACAGGACCUCUGCAGAGAAUUUGAAACCAGGACUUUGGAUCUUUUCAGGGGCUACCAGUUGCCUUACCUAAGACCCCUCCUAGCAGGAAAAUGGAGUUUGAGGCACUUCAAUUGAGAGGGGUUCUUUAAGGAUUCAAAGUUUGAAGGAAUGGUGUGGCUGAAGGUUCAAUUUGUGCUUAAGGUCCAUUCACAACCCAGCGAGAUAAGUCUUUCUACACAGACUUUGAAGAAACACUCAGCAGCUCUGCCUCUGAUUUCAAGAAACUGAGAGAGUCGUGGGCCACAUAGAGCCCAAAUUGCUUUGUGCUGUACUAUUGUAAAAGGCACUAAUACAAGAGAGAUGAACCAUGUUGUUUCACCUAUGAUGUUGUAUUUAGUUUGUGGGCACAUUGUCAUGAAAUGCUACGACAGUAUACAGCCUGUAUACUCUGCUUUGCGACACUCACUUGCUGUCAAUGUACAGAAUGGAUCUACUAAAAAGGACUGUUACCGGAACGGAUAAAGGAACGACUGUCAAAGCCAGUCUCAAUCUAAACGGAGUCGUCGACUCCCAUGCACUGUAUACAUGUUUUGUUUUCAUUCACUUUAUUAUUCAAAAUGAAUUUGUCAUUAAAAACGCAAUGAGAGUAGUUUCACAUUCACAGAAAUGCACCAUCACCAUCUCACAGGUGUGGUUUUACAAACUCCUGUCAUUGCAUCACACUGAACUACAAAGGGAAGAGAUUGCGCGGUGAUGUAGAUUUCCAAUAGAGCUUACCUAAGUACUACUUAGUAUUGCAAAAAAAAAAAAUAUAGCAUUACUAUUGUUAUCAUAGAGGAGGGUUUAUUUUUUUAAGCGUAAUAAUAUAUGGGAGAGAACGGUGUUUAUAGAAAGCAGUUUUACACUAAGCUUGUCACUUCAUGUCAUUUUCUUGUACUUAAACAUACACAGCUUUUUCCUCUGUUAAGACAGACACAUUAAGUGUGUUACAGUAAUGCAUGUCUGUGCCUGCAUUCGGUAAUUCCAACAGUCAGUCAGCGUCUAUUGUCUGAUUUGUGGUGUGUCAUUACCACUGUCAGAAGUCUGUCUGUUGUGAGUUGAUCAAAGAUCCUGUCAUCCCUCCGAGUCGCUGUGGAAGCAAUCUGAUGACGAUCUUAUCUACAAACAGGAGAUUUAAGAUUCACCUGAAGUCUAAUGGAAAUAUGCUCAGACGCUCUAAUGAGCACCUGACCCCAGAAAACAGCAAAAAACACAGACCGGGUUUGUCUGUCGUGAUGUGUCUUUUCAGAUACCAGACUGAAGUUUACACACAUGCAGCACACAACAGUACAUUUGUUCUUUUGCCUUUCAAAUUCCAGAAAAUUAAUCUUAUGAUUCAAAACCCAUCAGCCAUCGUGUUUUAAAAGUCUUGUAGGAAAAUAUUUGUUUUUAAAUUAAGGCUCAAAUUGAAUUUUGGUAUCCAUGAAGAUAUUUGUCCUCUUCAUCUCCAGCCUUGCUUGUGUUUGCUGAAAGAAAUCAACUCUACCUGGUCAAAAUGGAACUCAUGCUGUAAAAUGGAAAUUAUGAUAUUUUUUUUUAGCACUUAAUGUGAAAGUUGCAUUGUAGCUGCUGAGACGGCGUGGUGUGAAUAGAAUUACCAUUUUCAUUAUUUAAGUAGUUACACAAAUAAAAUAAUUAUUUAAGUUCUCUAUGUUGUUUUUACCAUUGUACUGUAUGCGACAAUUUUUUUUAUUCCUGUAUUGUAAAUAAAACUAGGGAUAACUGUUUCUCUACAGAAAUAUCAAUAUGUCUAUUAAAAUUUAUAGCAUGUCUGA
This is a messenger RNA of Cheilinus undulatus (humphead wrasse), 4753 nucleotides long. RefSeq names its product hedgehog interacting protein (gene hhip). The record is from RefSeq and is a predicted model, not a curated record. Bases 508 to 2601 code for a protein of 697 amino acids. Lineage: Eukaryota; Metazoa; Chordata; Actinopteri; Labriformes; Labridae. The transcript is spliced from 13 exons.